CAAACACGGAAAUAGUGAAGGUAGACGUCAGCGUUGCAUAUGUGGAAGAUUCAUAAGUUUUUACCAAUAUAAUAUUAUUCGCUUGAUUGCACAGAUAUCUGUAUAGUGCAACAGGUGUUUAUUGAUUUGCCUUUUCAGUCUAUGGAUUUGCUUCAGCUGCUAUCAUGUGCGUGCAUCAUAUUCACCGUCGGGAUGUUCUCGACAGGAUUGACAGACUUGAAGAAAAUGAAGGCCACUCAGAGUGCGGAUAAUGUUCAGUUUCUGCCCUUCCUUACCACAUGCUUAAAUAAUCUAGGUUGGCUGUACUAUGGAUUACUAAAGGGUGAUGGAACGGUGAAACUUGUCAACACCAUUGGAGCCACUUUACAGAGCCUAUACAUCAUCUCCUAUUGUCAUUAUACCAAAGAGAAGAGGCGUGUGUUCACACAGACACUGGUGAUGGUGUGUGUGUUGUGUGUAGGCUGGUUUUAUUUCAGUGUGGUGAUUCCUCCUGGAAAAGCACAGCUCUCACAGCUUGGCCUCGCAUGCAGUGUGUUCACCAUCAGCAUGUACCUCUCUCCACUCGCCGAUAUCUUGGAGAUUUUGCGUACCAAGUCUGUGGAGAGGCUGUCUUUUUCCCUGACCGUCGCUACAUUCUUUACAUCGGCGUCAUGGACGCUGUAUGGCCUUCAGCUAGGAGACUAUUAUAUCAUGGUGCCCAACACCCCAGGCAUUUUUACUAGCCUCAUCCGCUUCUUCCUCUUUUGGAGGUUCGGUGCCAUCAUUCAAAACAAGCCCUCCUAUAAACUCAUCCAAGUCUGAGAGGGUAUGGAGAUUGAUUUAAUCUGAUUGAAAUUAAGUGCCUUCUCCACUUUCCUUAACCUAAACUGUGAGGGCUUAUGGUUCCUUGAUACCAGGCUGUCUUGAGGCCCUCUGAAUAACACUCAUGAUAUGCUUUAUUAAACCUCUCCCCUUCCCAUCUAAUGAAACUGACAAUUUAAAGAUGAAGUGUGUCAAUCUGUGCCACUAGUGUCACUAAGUGGAAUUGCAAAUAUAUCUUUUUGAAAAUACAUGUUGUUUAUAAUAACAAUAAUAAUAAUAAUAAUAAUAAUAAAAUACUGUGAUCAGUCAGGUUUUUCCAGCAAUAAUACUGACUUCUGUUGGUUGGCCAAACAGAUAGCCCCGACCGAAACGCACACCAUUGGUGAGCCGAUGUUGCUUUGUCAGGCCACUUAAACAAGGUUUUAUUGUGCAACAGUGUUUUCUCUUUUUGGAAAAUCAAAAAUGUGUCUGGCUCUGCAUUAAAAAAUGGCACACUUCACCUUUAAAUCUGGCUGAUAAAGACCGUUUUUCAGCAAAGAGCAUACUUCAAUACUCUCAGUUUGAUUGUCAAGUUUUGCCUGCAUUAUUCUAGAGACUAGUGUUGGUUAAUCAGUGACCAAAUCAGCAAACUUGACACACCCCAAACUCAAACCUGUUUACUGUUUCAAUAUUUCUCUUGAAGUUACAUGUGUUGUAUUAAGUUUAUUUUUUUUGCCUUGGGUACACAAGGUUCUGUGUGGCCUUUUUGCAAGUGUAACGCUUUGUUAGCUUCUUAUCUAAUGAUUGCAGUGUUUACAAAUUGUACGUUAAUCAUACCCUCCUUCCGCUUUGUAGAAGCAUUGUCAUGUACUUAAACUGUUAUCUAGUGGCAGUUUGGCAGCUAUUUAAUCAGUGCCCAACUUGGCAGAAAAGUUAAAGUUUCUUUCAAUCAGAACUUGGUAACCCUAAAGCUAAGUGCAGAAAAUGCACAGAACAGCACAACCCACUUCAGAGUUUUAAUUUGUCUCCUCUGUCCCAGCUGUAAUUUUUCACACCUCAGUUCACAGAUCUCUGUAUUGAGUAAAGCAUCAAGAUGCCAUUCCCAUAUCUGAGAAGAUAUUCCUUGCUCCUUCCCUGAAAGAGCAUAUUCUUGUAUUUUAUGAUAACUUUAUGAAGACUUUACAUGCACUUCAAAAAAUCUAUUCCUUACUCAGAAUUUUUGUCUUGUUUUCCAGUAAAAAUAUCAAAACUUUCUUAAAUAAAAUAAUUUACUUGAUAGGUAAAAUUGCAUAAGAUCUUAAGUCUUGUUUUAAGUUAAGUCUAAUAAAAUUGAAUGAGGUUUAUGCUUAAAACAAGAAACACAACUAUAGCCAAUCAGGUAAAAAAAAAAAAAAAUGGUUUAGUUUUUUUCUUUUUUCCUCUGAUUUCUCUGAAAACAAGACUUAAUAUCUUAUGCAGUUUUGCUUCUCAAUGUAUCUUGUAUCUUUAAGGAUGUUUAGAUAUUCUUAAUGGAAAACAACAAAAAAAUAUAUAUAUUUUUUGGCAGUGUUGAUUGAAGCCCAAAGUAUACUUCAGUCAGACACGAAUGCUGAGAGUCUGCAUACAGUGUGCUGAUGCAAAUGUAAUCAUCAGCAGAGUGCUUGAGCAUGGAAUGUGUCCAGCUUAGUGAAUUAGUGGGUGCAAGGGGUGGCAACACUCACAUUUGAGCUGUUACUGUCACGAAGAAGCGCUAGAAGAUUUGAACACUGCUAAAUAAAAGGAGACAAAGGUAAAUACAACAACAGUUGAUGUGCAUAUCAAGAGUGUGUGUGUGUGUGUGUGUGUGUGUGUGUGUGUGUGUGUGUGUGUGUGUGUGUGUGUGUGUGUGGAGGUCAGGAGAUACCUGUAUUUAUAUAACUCAAGUCUUAAGGACUAUAAAGACAUCUUUAUGGGUCUAAACUCCUGCAAAGAAACCGAAGUAUACUUUUAGGCUUUAGUUGUUUGUGCAUGUGCUCUGACAUGUUGCGCAGAGGCCUUUAUGUGAGGGCAACCUGAUUUCGAAUCUGGCUCGUGACAGUUCCUGACCCCCCCCAUUUCCUGUUUCUUCUCUGUCCUAUCAGUUAAAGGCAAAAGAAAAUCCAAUAUAAUAAUAGUAAAUAACUUUGAGAAAGGAGAACACUAAAGUUGCACAAAAUAGUCUUUACUUGGGUGAAUUUUUUCAAGGAUACUCAUGGAGCAAACAUCAGCAAAUUCAACAAGUAAUCGAUUUGUUCGCAAUGGGCUUUGUAAAUAAAAAAUUGUUGUUAUGAUUUGUAACUUUUUUUGUUUUUGUUUAUGUAUUUGAUAUUGCACCCAUUGUACAAUGUUUUGUGGUUUAAUUUAAGCUUCAAUGUCUUUAUAUUCAUUUGUACAAUUGUAUAUCCUAUGCAACAAUGUAUAUUACAUUAUAUUUAGAGGGAUGUUCUUUCUGGAGUUUUCUGAAAAAUGGCUGAAAUACAUUUUUAUGUUAAAUAAAUGUCUGGCUUAGAGAGACUUAGAGAAGAGUUAUGAGAGCUUAACAGCGGAAUGUGAGUUGAUGUUCUUUAGUCUCAAAGAGGAUCAUGCCAAUUGUGAGAUGAAAAUGCAUAUAGGCGUGUUGACAGACAUUUUAAUUUCUGUGGGAAUUUAUCAGAUGUUUGUAUUUGUAUAGCUCUUCUCAAACACUUGUUGGUGUAUGUAUUUUUUUGUUUGUUGGCCUAUUUGUAGUUUGUCUUCGUCAACAGGAGUAAGUGCAGUGGGAACCAUCUGCUUGCUGUUUCUAGUCUUUACAUGCUUUUCCUGCCAGCUGCUUAGAGAAAGACAUGAAAGAGGAAAAGUAUUGUUGGUGAUGAGUGUUUCUAAAAGAAAGAAGAGAAAAUUAUUUAGCUGCGAUUGGCAAAACUUUUAAUCUGAGUGUUGACCAUGUCAGUCUCGCACCUGAUUUUUACCUUACUGAAAUCAUGUUAACACCUAUAAUGUUCAUGUCUGGUGUCUAUACUUUUGAAGGGUUUUUUUUCUCCCCAAUUUGGAAUUUCCAAUUUGCUAAGUCCUCGUUGUGGCGUGGUGACUCUCCUCAAUCCGGGUGGCGGAGGACGAAUCUCAGUUGCGUCUGGGAUCGUUAAUCUGCGCAUCUUAUCACAAGGCUUGUUGAGCGCAUUACCGUGGAGACAAAGCACGUGUGGAGGCUUUACACUCUUCCCCGCGGCAUCCACCCACAACUCACCACACACCCCACUGAGCGCAAUAACCACAUUAUAGUGGCCAUGAGGAGGUUACCCCAUGUAACUCUACCCUCCCUAGCAACCGGGCCAAUUUGGUUGCUUAGGAGACCUGGCUGGAUGAAACUGUAUUUUAAUGUCUAUUGACUGGUCCCAUUUAUUUUUUAUUGUAAGUGAUUUUCUGUAACUGCAAAUUUAGCGUAUUUUGUUAAAUAAAUGAGAGAUGAGUCAAAAUAAUUGUUUGUGGUAAUCAACAUUAAGCCACAAAUGCUGUUCAUUGAGCUUGAUUUUAAUUUAACCUGAAACAUUCCUUUUAACCUAUGUGUUGUGUUCGUUUGUGCUAACACCAGCCCACUAAGAUUGUUUUUUAUUUAUUUUAAAAAAUUUUAAUCCCCUUUUCUCCCCAAUUUGGAAUGCCCAAUUCUC
Molecule: messenger RNA, 4421 nt
Organism: Xyrauchen texanus (razorback sucker)
Lineage: Eukaryota; Metazoa; Chordata; Actinopteri; Cypriniformes; Catostomidae
Gene: slc50a1
Product: solute carrier family 50 member 1
Exons: 6
Coding region: 142-801 (219 amino acids)
Biological process (GO): carbohydrate transport
Cellular component (GO): membrane
Molecular function (GO): sugar transmembrane transporter activity
Source: RefSeq, a predicted model, not a curated record